UUAUAAACACUUAAACCUACACAAUCAGAUAAUAUUCUUUUUUGAACAUUGUGAUCAAAAAAUUAUAUUAACGACAAUAACUUUAUUAUUAGAAAUAUGAAAAGCAUAUUUUCAAUAUAACAACUUCAAUUUUAUACAAUAACUUUUAUAUUAGAAAACAACCGACUUAUUAAAUUUCACACCGUCCGAUCAUGUCCAACCUUACCUUUAUUUCCACUCCAGUCUUUUCACUUUGUCUAUUCAGCUUUAAAGAGAGAAAAGAUGUUGGUUUUUUCAGUUUGAUUCAUCUAAAGAAUAUACAGCAAUUUGUAUGUGUGAAUUAUGAUUGAGGAAACGUGCACAAGCGGAUGUGAAAGCACUGAAGAGGUUUCCACAAUGGAGGUUCCAAAUUCCCAUGGAGACGUGCGGCGGAGUAGAGAUACAGAUGUUUCGAGCUCCGGCACCGGUAAGAGAAGAAGAUUGGAUUCUCAAGCUCAGGAGAAUGUUUUUCAGCUUCAGUUUCAGUCUCGAAGUGAAAUUGGCUUCAAUUUCCAUGAGAAUGUUGUUUUGACGGCGGAGUCCGGUGUUUCUGAUCAUGUUUCGUCGUUUAUCUGCUCUAUCAAUGAUGAUUCGAGACCAGAUCUGAAGGCGGAAUGUCUUUCCGAAACCGAAAUCUUCAUGUCCAGUAACGACGGUUUCAGUAGAGAGACAUCUGCAUCAAGCGUGGUUUCAUUAGAAUCAGAAGAAAUGGAGUCAUUAUCCACAUCUACUCCAAAGAAUAAGAAGAAGACCGCAGCUGCAAACGAAGCUACUUCCGGUCGUAAACCACCACCGGAAAAGUCUCCUUCUCCGGCUGAGCUUGAAGAAUUUUUCUCGGAAGCGGAAAAGUACGAACAGAAACGUUUCACAGAAAAGUACAACUAUGAUAUCGUGAAAGAUGUUCCAAUGGAAGGAAGGUACCAAUGGGUUCGAUUAAAGCCAUAAUCGAUGGAUCCAUGACCUGUCAAAUUGAAGACAUAUCAUCUAGUUCUUGAUUCUUUCCCACUUCUACUAAUUUCGAAUUGUAAUUUCUGUAACUAUUUUCCCUUUUGGGGUUUGUUAUCACAACAAUUUAGCCUUUAUCUCG
Messenger RNA from Lactuca sativa (garden lettuce), 1105 nucleotides. RefSeq names its product cyclin-dependent kinase inhibitor 7. Gene Ontology annotation, biological process: negative regulation of cyclin-dependent protein serine/threonine kinase activity. Gene Ontology annotation, cellular component: nucleus. The record is from RefSeq and is a predicted model, not a curated record. Gene Ontology annotation, molecular function: cyclin-dependent protein serine/threonine kinase inhibitor activity. Lineage: Eukaryota; Viridiplantae; Streptophyta; Magnoliopsida; Asterales; Asteraceae.